CGUCGACACUACUCACCGUGGACAUUGAGGUUCCACCUAUUCUUCACUCUGCGCAAUAUAUCUGAGGUCACUAUCAGGUUAUCGCUAAACAUAUUUUGGUUGGCUCGCUCUUGUGAGCGGCCGCAGACUCUCAAACAACCAUGCCUGUCGUCAAAGGAGGUGUUUGGACCAACAUUGAGGAUGAGGUGCUUCGUGCGGCGGUGUCCAAGUAUGGUAUGAACCAAUGGGCCCGCGUAUCCUCUCUCCUGGCAAGGAAAACACCCAAGCAAUGCAAAGCGCGAUGGGUGGAAUGGCUGGAUCCCGGUAUCCGUAAGGUCGAAUGGUCUCGAGAGGAGGAUGAGAAGCUGUUACAUCUGGCGAAGUUGAUGCCCACACAAUGGCGUACGAUUGCCCCCAUCGUCGGGCGCACGGCAACUCAGUGCUUGGAGCGCUACCAGAAGCUGCUGGAUGAGGCGGAAGCUCGGGAAAACGAUGAGCUGGGCCUCGGAGGUCCGUCCGGCGCAGAGGCAGCUGCUCCCAGUGCAGAUGAUGUACGCCGGCUACGUCCCGGCGAAUUGGACCCCGAUCCGGAAUCAAAGCCCGCUCGUCCCGACACGAUUGAUCUUGACGAAGAUGAGAAGGAGAUGUUGAGUGAGGCGCGUGCUCGUCUGGCAAAUACACAGGGAAAGAAAGCCAAGCGGAAGGCUCGAGAACGGCAGUUGGAAGAGUCGCGACGAUUGGCGGUCCUUCAGAAACGACGUGAACUCAAAAAUGCUGGCAUUAAUAUCAAGGUCGUUACCCGGAAGAAGGGCGAAAUGGACUACAACGCCGACAUCCCUUUUGAGAAGCCUGCAGCGCCCGGCUUUUAUGAUACCACAGAUGAACAAUCCCGGAACGAGAGGCAGCGGGAGAUGUUCGAUCCUCGCAAACAACAGCUAGCCAACAAACGGAAGGGUGACCAGGACGAAGACGCGGAACGCAAGAAACGAAAGAAUGACAAGAAUGGCAACUCCGCUGCGUUCGCAGCUGCAGCUCGCGCAGGCCAGAUGCAGAAGAUCAGAGAGGCAGAGCAGAGCAGCAAGCGGAGGGCGCUGGUGCUUCCGAGCCCCCAGGUUAGCGAAGGUGAAAUGGAGGACAUCAUCAAGAUGGGUAUGGCGGGUGAUAGAGCCAGUAAGAUGGCAGGCGAUGAAGAGGGAGCUCGAGGCUUACUCGGCAAUUACACCUCUAUUGUCGGUGGCACUCCUAUUAGGACACCCAGAGCACCCCCACAGGAGGAUCACAUUGCGAACGAAAUCCGAAAUAUCAAGGCACUCACUGAAACUCAAUCUUCUCUGUUGGGUGGCGAGAACACUCCCCUACAUGAAGGAGCGGCCACUACUGGUUUCGAUGGAAUCGCUCCUCGUCGCCAGGAAAUUGUGACCCCCAACCCUAUGGCCACUCCGUUCCGACAAGCCAACGGCGUUGGUGCUACACCUAUGCGCGGAGGUAUCGGACCUGGUGCUACUCCGCUACGGACACCCCGAGAUCAUUUUGCGCUGAAUCAGGCGGAGGCCGGGCAGCUGAUCGGGACUACUCCCCGUGACAUCAAGAUGUAUGAGCAAAAUACACGCCAGAGCAUUCGCAACAAGCUGGCCGCGCUUCCCAAGCCCAAAGAAACGGAGUGGGAGCUGGAAGAACUUCCCUCGGAAUCCGCCGAGCCCGCUGUAGAUGCAGAACUUACGGAAGAAGAUGCUGCUGAACGUGAUAGGAGAGAACAAGAGGCUCGAGAACGUGCCGCACAGGCUGAACUGAAGCGCCAAACACAAGUAUACCAGCGCGCCCUACCUCGACCAAGUGUUCUUGACAUUGAUGCGAUGCUGGACCGGGUUUCGCACAUCACAGAUCCAAUUACUGCGCUGAUUGCGAAAGAAGCUGCUUUCUUGAUUGCGCACGAUGCCCGCAAAUUCCCCGUGCCUGGUGCCAAAGUUGAGGGCAAGGCGCGAAAACUGGCGCGACUUGACGACAGCCUGAUUGAACAGGCCCGCGCAGCUGUAGCUGCGGAAGUUUCGGCAUCUGGGAAGCUCCAGGAAUGGCAAGAGAUUUUUGAUGAGCAGUGGUCGAAUAAGCAUUCUACUGUUCUACCGGGUCUUUCAAACUACGCCGACGAGGAGGAAGACGUCUUUAAACAAGAGCAGCGGAUGAUCGCCGCUUUCGAUAACGAGCAAGCCUCAUUGCUCGCUACAGCGGAGCAAGGAAACAAGCUAGAGAAGAAGCUUGCGCUACAUUAUGGUGGCUAUCAGAAUCGGGCAAAAACGCUCCGCACGAAGAUCGUCGAAGCCAGCGAUGCGCUCCAAAGAUCGAAGGAUGAGCUGGAUGCUUUCCGUACCCUACAGAUCUCAGAGGAAUCGGCGCUUUCGCGCAGACUCGAGAAGCUUCGAGACGAUGUUGCCUUCGUCAUGAGGAGAGAGCGUGAGGCGCAGGAUCUGUAUAAGAGCAGGAAGGACGAGCUGGAUGAGCUUGUGUCGGGCACGGGGGGCAUGGUGAAUGGCUGGCACUGAAGGCUCAGGAUAAGAUACCUAGUUUGACCUUUGACCUGGUUAUUCGAAUUGAAUCAUGGCCCGCAUGCACGAUUUGUAUAGUAUUGUUUGCUCGGUUCCUUAGAUAUGCGCAGAGCGAUGUGACGGCACUUUCGUCAUACAAUUGGUUACAAAACUGGAUUUAUAGCACGUAAGUAUGCUUAGCACAGCUGC
Messenger RNA from Aspergillus saccharolyticus JOP 1030-1, 2708 nucleotides. It is a transcript of the gene cef1, whose product is annotated as putative cell division control protein (Cdc5). The transcript is spliced from 4 exons. Lineage: Eukaryota; Fungi; Ascomycota; Eurotiomycetes; Eurotiales; Aspergillaceae. Gene Ontology annotation, biological process: mRNA splicing, via spliceosome. The record is from RefSeq and is a predicted model, not a curated record. Gene Ontology annotation, cellular component: spliceosomal complex; Prp19 complex. The coding region runs from base 141 to 2516 and encodes 791 amino acids.